AAGAGUUUUCAGGAUAUGCUGUGCCAAAGUAUCGUACUCGUAGUAAUCGCAGUCAUGCAUUACAAAUUUUUUUGUCAAUGUAACUCCGCAUUACAAAUUUCAUUUCUCAUGCUGAGGGAAUUUGUCAUGCAUUUAUACGAGUACGAUACUUUUGCAAUUCAUACAGGAAGAACGGAAACGAAAGCUGUCCGCGGCUGCAGUGGAGUUCAAUUUUGCCGCGGCGGCCGCGGGCACCAUGGUAGCAGGUGGUGGACGAGGAGUUCCUCUUGGUGCGUCAACUUCUUCUACGGGAAAAAUAUAUGCUGGUACUUCGACUUCCUUUCCCACCCCAUGCACAGUGCCCAAAGUCGUCGUAUCGGUACUACCCGCAGGAUCAGCAGCUGC
Molecule: messenger RNA, 384 nt
Organism: Amoebophrya sp. A120
Lineage: Eukaryota; Dinophyceae; Syndiniales; Amoebophryaceae
Source: the annotation of a GenBank genome assembly